GCGCUAAACAGAGCAACCCAAAAUCUCAAAUGCGCCUUUACCAUCUUUUAAGGGAGAUCUAAAACUUUGCCGGCUGCCUUGUUUCGACGCACUUUUGCUUCCUACAAUUUCCAGCUUUUUAGACUUCAAGGAAAUCCCUAUCUUGGAUCACUGCUUCAUGCGCUCCCGUAGAGUCUACAAGGCUGUGUGUGACCUCUCCCCCUCCCCUCCCGCGACCUCUGAACCCCAGUCAACCUUCACCCCCUCCCCUCCCUGAGGCCAGACUGUGAUCCAUGGCGCUGGAGAAGCUUCUGCGUUUCGGGAAGCAGUUGCUGAGGGUGAAGGUGGUGGACUGUAACACAGAGGACUCCCGUCUGUCCCGAUGCCUCAACACUUUCGACCUGGUGGCCCUGGGCGUGGGCAGCACGCUGGGUGCUGGUGUCUAUGUGCUGGCUGGCGCCGUUGCACGAGAGAAUUCAGGUCCUGCGAUUGUGUUGUCUUUCCUGAUAGCAGCCCUAGCCUCAGUAUUAGCCGGCCUGUGCUAUGCUGAGUUUGGAGCCCGUGUCCCAAAGACAGGCUCAGCUUAUCUUUACUCCUAUGUGACUGUUGGGGAACUCUGGGCCUUCAUCACUGGAUGGAACCUCAUCCUCUCCUAUAUCAUUGGUACCUCCAGUGUGGCCCGAGCAUGGAGCGCUACCUUCGACGAGUUAGUAGGGAAGCGCAUUGAGCAGUUCUGCAGAGAGUACAUGUCCAUGAAUGCACCGGGUGUAUUAGCACAGUACCCUGACAUGUUUGCUGUUGUCAUCAUAAUCACCUUAACAGGUCUGCUGGCAUUUGGGGUCAAAGAGUCAGCGAUGGUAAACAAGGUGUUUACGUGUAUCAACAUCCUAGUCUUGUUGUUCAUGGUCGUCUCUGGCCUGGUCAAAGGCACUUUAAAGAACUGGCAGCUUGACCCUGAAGAGAUCCUUCAUGCCAAUUAUACCAGUAACUCCAGCCUCAAUCUGACAGAAACCCUGCCAAGCAAAGAGAUAUUAGGAGUGGGCGGCUUCAUGCCGUUUGGUUUCACAGGUGUCCUUUCAGGAGCUGCUACCUGCUUCUAUGCCUUUGUUGGAUUUGACUGCAUCGCCACCACAGGUGAAGAGGUGAAGAACCCCCAGAGAGCCAUCCCCAUCGGCAUCGUAUCCUCGCUGCUCAUCUGCUUUGUAGCAUACUUUGGUGUUUCUGCAGCCCUCACCCUCAUGAUGCCCUACUACCUGCUGGACAGCAAAAGCCCCCUGCCUGUAGCCUUUAACUAUGUGGGCUGGGGAGGAGCCAAAUAUGCCGUAGCUGUAGGCUCUCUUUGUGCUCUGUCUACGAGCCUGCUGGGUGCUAUGUUCCCUAUGCCUCGUGUGAUCUGGGCUAUGGCCGACGAUGGGCUGCUUUUCAAGUUCAUGGCCGAGAUCAGCCCCCGCACCAAAACCCCGCUAACUGCAACCCUCACCUCUGGCAUAGGGGCAGCUAUCAUGGCAUUUCUGUUCGACCUGAAGGACCUGGUGGACCUGAUGUCAAUAGGGACCCUGCUGGCCUACACAUUAGUGGCUGCCUGUGUUCUGGUUCUGAGGUACCAGCCCGAGCAGCCCUCUCUUGUGUAUCAGAUGGCCAAUACCCAGGAUGAGGGGGAGCUGAGCGAUGGCAUCAGUGUUCCUAGUAUGGGCAUGCUGCCCGGCAUGGAGGAGAAGUUCAGCGUCAAGACCCUCCUGUUCCCGGACAACUCUGAACCAUCCACAUUGUCGGGCUUCUCUGUCAACAUCUGUGCCUCUGUGUUGGGAGCAUUAAUCCUGGCAUUCAGUGUACUGGCAGUGCAGGGGGGCACUGCUGUGUGGAACGUCAUAGCCCUCAGUGUCAUCUUCAUGGUGUGUCUCCUCCUCACCUUCAUCAUCUGGAGACAGCCUGAAAGCAAGACGAAACUCUCCUUCAAGGUUCCACUGCUGCCCUUCAUUCCAGUGAUCAGUAUGUUUGUAAAUGUGUACCUGAUGAUGCAGCUGGACAGAGGCACUUGGAUACGAUUUUCUGUUUGGAUGGCUCUAGGUUUUGUGAUCUACUUCUGCUAUGGCAUUCACCACAGCGCUGAGGCCGCUCUGGCCCGCUCGUCUCCAGAAACAGAGAUGGACAGUUUCAAACAUGACCACAAUUCAGAGGCCAUGUCACCAGAGAAGGAGGCCUUCCUGCACAACGGCAUCGAUGCCAUCGACGAGGACGAUGGAGAUUUGUAGACUGCAUUAGAACAUGCUGUGUACAUUUCCAACUCACCUGACACCAGUCUGUGUGUGUAUUAUUUUCGACUGGAUGACUCCCCUUGCUGGCAGCACUCUGGUUUGGACAAAGCAAUGAUAAAUAACUUUGACCUAAAAUCCCCAAACCUGUGACUCUCCCCUUGACUGCCAGGCAGAAAACAGAAAAGUUGGCACUUCUUUAGCCAUAAUAGACAUGUUCUGUUAUUCGAGUAUUUUGUAAUAAGCUUGUUACCCCUUCUGUUUGGCCUUGAGCUUCAGCUGCUUGUUAUCGCUUUGCUGUCUGAGGGGGGAGGGCUCAUGCUGGAGACACAAAACAUCUCAGUGUUUCAGGGAAGUUAAGUUGAGGUCUGGGUAAGAGUACAUUGCUGGCAGUAGGACUAUGCGCACAUGUGUAACAGCUUUCGUCUGGAUGCCAGAAUGUUCAAUAGUAAUACAUUUUCUUGUCUUUCUGUUUAUGAAAACAUAUCUACUGUAUAUAUAUAUAUAUAUAUAUAUAUAUAUAUAUAUAUAUAUAUAUAUAUAUAAAUGAUUCUGAAAAUCAGAUAACACAAUAUGUAUUUCAUACAGAUUGGUACUAUUAGCUACAUUCUCAUAAACCUGCCAACUCUUAUGUAACUGAUGUUGAAAUGCUGCUCUAACAGUCCCCCAGACAAGUGAGAGCUUACACAAUACAAUGCAACACGCUUGUCUGUGACAUAAUUCCCUGUGUUCACUAGCAGAAAAGGGUGGUCGGACCAAUGGCUGUGCAUACAGUACAAGCUGGCCAGCAGGGAGCUGUAGUUUACAGUUUCCAUGAGUCUAAUUUUAAAUCUGAAGGACUGCAUUGAUACCGUCAGUCACAAGCCUUGGAUCUGGCUGCAAAUGAUGAUGCUGAAAUGUCUGUAACAAGACACUUAACGACGUAUCCUGUUGGACAGUUCAUUACUCUGAGACACAGCGAUUCAGAGGAAGUGUCUAAAGCCUGACAGGAACAUUUUAAAUUUCUCAAAGUGAAAAUAUGCUCUCUUAUUUGGCAUAUUUAAUGCCCAUGGUAAAUAGGUGGAAUCUGGUUUGUGAAUCCUGAUAUAAGUUGAGCUGGCCUGACUCCAGAGCUUUGAAUCCGCCCUCAUGAAACAGCAGUUUUUCCGUUGAAAAGGACCCAGUGAGGACUAAUGAUAAGCCAGUCAGCACCACAGGUGGGACUAAUGCUGGCACCAUCGUCAAGCUGUGCGGCAGAACCAAUGUAGAGUGAUUACAAUGGCGACUACUUUAGACAAGAUAGACGCUGCUCUCAAUACUGCCUGAAAUCGUGGUUUGAUAUACCUCACUGCCGCCCCACUCCUAAAACCCCAACCAAACCGGUAUGCUGGCAUGGCGACGCAUCAGUUUGGACUUAAGGUGACCUUAGAUUCAGGUGGAUACAUUGGUCUCUAGUAAUUGGUUAGGAGACAGUCCAAUCCCCCUCCCCCACGGGAAACACUUGGAGUGGAGGCAAGGUCAGACUGAAGAUGGACACGGAGUGUAACGAGUUGGCAAUUGUGUCUGAUAUCCGGCAAAUGUUGAGUAUCAGGUGAAGACAGUGACAGCUGCUGAAUGUCAGUUACCGCCAUGUAACAUUAGAUGAUAGUGGAUUUUCACAGUGCUGGCUGCUGUGUCUUUUUGCAACUGUAACUUGUAACAUUUAGCUUGUCUUUAAAAAAAAAAAAGAAGAAGUCAGGCCGAUCUUUUUUUUUCUCAUGUUCAAUUUCAGUUGGAAAUUGGGGUGUGUUAUGCUUGUAGUGGUGGCUUAUGUAGCUAUUCAUUUUUGAAUUCAAUUUCAAUUAUCUUUAUUUUCAGAUUUGUCUUCAGACCUAACCAACUUUGACUCAAGUUACAUCAGACUUUAUGCCUCUUCCUCUUGAGCCACAACAAAACCCAACGUUAAUGCAGUAGUAAUCCACAAGAUGUGUAAACGGACUCUAGAGACCGUGAGACAAAAGUUUAAUUCGUCGUUUAAAUGCAGGUCUGUUAGUUUUAGCCUUUCAAUGCAUUAACUGCGGUUUUGGGAAUCCUUUACAACAAUGUACCUGUCUAUAAGUAGACACAUGUAAUCAAGAUUGUGUAUAUAAGAUAUUGUUUAUAUUUCUUGUAGUAAAUUAUUUGUAAAUUGGAGAAAAGGCUUAUGUUAUGUUGCCCUGUUUGUAUCUGAUAUUGUGCUCCUUAUAUUGUGUUUACAUGAUCAGUGCAACUAAAACUUCAUCCUCAGGGUUGGAAAAGUCGCUGCCUUCACCUUCUUUUGUCAUUUCUUAACCAGUGAUGCCUCAUUAAUAAAAACAAUUGUCAGAAUAACACCAAUGGUGGAAAGUAACUAAGUACAUUUACUCAAGUACUGUACUUAAGCACAGAAUAAUUCUACUCCGGUACAUCUCAGAGCUCUUUUCAGAUAAUUUUUCAUACCCUUCCUGUCCAGUGAAAACCAUGUAUCUCCAUAUUUGGUGAUUUAUUUUAUCUUUUUUAAAUAAAGCAAAGAAUAAAGUUUUCCUUAUGGGGUUAAAAUACAUUUUACUUCUUCUCACAAGACAGCGACACCAUAAAUAUAUGAUGAACUUAUAGACAACAAUGCAUUGCUGUAGACUACCCAACAGUGUAUAAAGGAGUUAAAAUGACCACACGUGCACAUCUAUAGAAGUAAAAUGAAACAUACACAUUAAUACAGUGGUAAUAUUAAUCAAAAAACAUCAUAUAUAAUGGUGAAACACUGGCAGGAAACUUUUUACUUUUACUUUUCACAUUUUGUUGAUAACACUUACCCACUUUAAUUUGAGUAAAAUAUACACAUACUUCUUCCACCACUGUAAUAAAACACUAAACUAUAGGAUAUCAGCGUGACUGUGGCAGAAACGAGAUUUUGGGGGUCAUACUGGGCUGUAGUAGACGUGUAAUAAUAAUCCGUGACAAGUAUCACUUUGAUCAAAUAUGCAUGGCUGAUUUUUCUAGAACUUUCUGUAGUUUGUGUUCCCAAAACAUUAAUAUAUCUUGCUGAGUUGUUACACAAAGUAAUUACACUGAAAUCCAGGAUUACAAGAAUGCAGAUACACAGGAAGUCAAAGCAUAUUAACUUUAUAUGAUUAAUAGGAAUCUGCCUACGCACAGUAUGCCAUAACAGUAUAACAACAAUAUAACUGAUUAAUGUUUUAAAUUAAAGUCUCCUUGUUAAGUUUAAAACAUACAAAGGGAUUCAUGUGUAUUUUAAAAAGUCUAUCUUCUGGCAUAAUCAGUACUUGUUUAUCCUUCACGUCAUGACAAACCUUAGUGUUUACCUUUGAAAUAAAUGCUACACAUACAGGCCUAUAAACAGAUAAAAGAAGGAGCUUCUUCUUUUUCCCUUUGAUGCUUUAAAAAUCAACGGUCUUUAUCUUUCCAAUUACAUUACAUGUGUCACAUUAUCAGGCUUUUGAUGUGAUGUUGAUGAUGGCUUCAUGUUUAUGUCAUUCAGCUGUGAUUUCAUCACAUUCUCAGACUUUACUCCCCUGUUUUGCUUGCAUUUUCUGUGGUCAUUGUUGGAUUACAGUGUGUUCAAUAGUGUGUUAAUGUUGAAAAAAAAAAGCACAAAUAAUAGUCUGUAUAUGUGGGUGACAUCAGGGGUUCUUGUUUUGUUAUUCAUAACUGGCCUCAUUAGGGGUUUUUUUUAAUGGAGCUUUCAAUCGAAUCCCACAUCCUUCUUCAUCAGAUGGAGGCAGCUCAGUUGCCAACAACUACAUCUGCUGAAGAAGACCAAGAGAUGUUGCUGAAAGCUCCAUAAAAAGCUAUUAAAUGGGCUUUGAGUUAUGUUUUUUUCUGAUGUUUUGUAUAUUUUCAGGCACCUGUAACCUAUACAUGUAAUAGGCCAGCAUAAACUGGGUUCCAGCUCUAUUUUAAAAUGUUUAACAAUUGUUUGACAUGACUGUUUCUAUCAAGACAAAAAAAAAGACAGUCGUUCUAUAGGCUAUUUUGCUACAUUUCACAUUUAAAGACAAAGGGUGUCAUCAAAUCCCACCUAAGGGCUGUGCCAUUGUCAAGGAUGCAUGUAUGUAUCCUCGGCAGGUAAAAGUACCCACGAUUCUUAGUGUACGUGUUUUUUUUAAGUGACAUCCUGAAAUAUGUUCCUCCUAAAAUUCACAUGAAUCUGAAAAUACUGCUCACAUCUGCUCAAAUUGUACAACAAAAUCAGAGAGCGUCAAAAUUAUCAUAGUAUCCUGAAACCUCCUCAGUCUGCUGAGGGUUAAUGACGCACACGUGAGGACACUCGUUAACCUGUUCCAACAUGUAGGAUCCUUUCUUGGAAAGACUCGUCCUACCAAGAAAGGAUCCUUGACUUUGAGAAACACUAACUGUGUUUGGCGCCAUCUGCUGGUAUUAUUAGGAACGACCUGACCCAGAGAUACUAAGAAAGAGGAUCUGAGAAAAUCAUGGAUUAUUAUUAUAUUAUCAUUUUUUUUCUAGGAAGAAAAACAUAAACUCAAUCAAACAAAAAUCCCACACAUAAAAACUUUAAUAUCAAUGUCACCAUGUCGGCGCUCACUAUUUUCUUGUCCCCUUGUCGUCUGUUUGUCUUUUUGUUAAAGUGUUUGUAUGUUUCACUUGUUCCUGUAAAUAAAAUGACCUUUUUAACAUCCAGA
Molecule: messenger RNA, 6868 nt
Organism: Epinephelus fuscoguttatus (brown-marbled grouper)
Lineage: Eukaryota; Metazoa; Chordata; Actinopteri; Perciformes; Serranidae
Gene: slc7a1a
Product: solute carrier family 7 member 1a
Exons: 13
Coding region: 273-2231 (652 amino acids)
Biological process (GO): transmembrane transport; amino acid transport
Cellular component (GO): plasma membrane
Molecular function (GO): amino acid transmembrane transporter activity
Source: RefSeq, a predicted model, not a curated record